This is a messenger RNA of Chenopodium quinoa (quinoa), 1233 nucleotides long. RefSeq lists its product as uncharacterized. The coding region runs from base 1 to 1233 and encodes 410 amino acids. Lineage: Eukaryota; Viridiplantae; Streptophyta; Magnoliopsida; Caryophyllales; Amaranthaceae. The record is from RefSeq and is a predicted model, not a curated record. The transcript has 2 exons.
AUGGCUUACUCUGAAUUUCUCCGGGGAUUAAGGCAUAAUGGCUUUGAAUUUGACCUGGUAAGGAAAAAGAUUCGGACAUGCCUAGGUGUUUUGCGGGAAGCCGAAGCUUAUAUUGAUGCAGCGGACUUUUGUUCGCUCACAAAAUCAGAAUCGCCGGCCAAGGGGGAUGAGAAGAAACAAUCUUCUCAGCAAGACUCGGCCGGCCAAAAGAAAGAAGGAAAAAAGAGAAAAGAAGUCUGGGUGGCCGACGGCCAGCCGCAAAAAUUCAAGAAGGCCAAGACGUACGAGCCCCAGUAUGAGUUCAACAAGGACUGUUAUUCCAUCCUGAUGGAAAUCAAAGAUAAGUUUGAGUUUGAAAAGCCCCAGCCGCUGAGAGGCCCGGCUCAGUACAAGAACAAGAACAAGUACUAUCAUUACCACAAGGACGUGAGACAUGACACGAACGAUUGUAUCAAUUUGAAGAGAUUGUUGGACAAGCUAGCCGAGAAGGGCAUGCUGAACUCCUAUGUGAUGAAGUCAAAGCUUUGUGGCCUUGAUAUCGGGAGGCUUUGCCUCGGGCGGUCCAACUAUGAAAGGGAUCAAGAGGACGCUUGGAACUUUGGAAAGGUGAUGCAAACGGAUGCUGUAAAGGCCGAAUCCUUUCCCAAAGUAACCAUCAGCGAGGCUGACCGGGGAGAGGUCAAAGCCCUGCACAAUGAUCCUAUAGUAUUCAUUAUGAAGAUAACCAAUCUGAAAGUCGAACAAAUAUUGAUUGAUACGGGUAGCUCGGCCGACAUUAUCAGCCUGGCCGCCUUGAAGAAUCUAAGCUUCCCAGAGGAUGCUCUUCAAGACAUCACUCACCCGUUGGUAGGAUUUAAGGGUAAUGUUAUCCACCCAGUUGAGCGGAUAGACCUACUCGUCCGAUUAGGGCAAAAAUGGGAAGGGAGAGAUAUGGUUGUCCGCUUCCUGGUUGUAAAAAAGCUGACUGGAUAUAACUUCAUACUCGGCCGUCCUACACUGAAUGCAUCUAAGGCAUUCAUUAUACCUCAUCUAAUGUUGCUAAAGUUUGAGAGGACGGACAGGAAAAUUGGAACAAUCCAAGGAAGUCAGAAAAUGGCUAAGGAAUGUAAUCAGUUGGCCGUUAAGCCUACCACACGCGGACCAAAAUCGUCCGAGCCAAAAGAAGAAGGAACCUCACUCCCAGCAUACCAGGUUGGCCAGAAGCGUAAGGCGGCCAAGAUAGAGCAAGAAUAA